ACAGCACAACGCAAGGCAAGGCAAGGCAGCGCAAGAGCAGUCGUCGGCCUCGGCCCCCCCCCCCCCCCCCCCCCCCUCUCGCCCUCUCCCCUCUCCCCCUGCCCAUCCCUCGCUCGAGAGCAAGCAGGCCUUUUCCUGCUCUCUUGCUGCUCGCUGGCCUCGCUGCCUGAGCCUGCCUCCUGCGUGCCUGCCUUGCUUUGUGCAAUCGGCCGUCUCCCUCUGCUCCUCGUCCUCCUGCUGCCCUGCUUUCUCUCACCAUUUUCCUCUCUCUCUUCCUCUCCUCCCGCUGCCUCUCUCUCAGUGUAGGUCGGUCUGUGUCUGGGCUCUUGCUACAGGGGCGAUGAGAACCUUUUGACCCAUUUGAUUUGAGUUGCGCUGGGUACGAAGCUCUGAUCACUCCGCCUGCGCUACGAUAUUCUCGCCAGGCUCAUGGUGCCGACGUAGGGGUGCGUGCCCGCGCGAGCCGAGGGAAACGAGAGGUAUGAGGCAUGAUAAUUUCUGGUGAGGCGCGGAUUGGCAAGCAUGGCAACUGAUCCUCCAAAUGAUCGGUUGGAUCGAAAUCUACAUACAAUCGACACACAUCCCCGCACGCACGCACCCCUGCACCCACGCCUGUACGCACGCACCAUCACCCCCACGCUUUUCCAGCUCAAGGUUCCAUCUCUUGAGUUCUUCCAUUUGCAGCAGGUCAUUUUGAGGAGCAUCGCACCUGUCUUGUCCCAGUUGCCGAAGUGGAUUGAAUUGGGUGCCUAUUUGGAAUUCAAGGAUGACGAGAUUCGUCUCUGCGAAAUGUGUCACGAAGUUUGUGAAUUUAUCUUCUUCAAACUCAUCCAGUACAACUCUGAAGGUAUGGAGCUUUGUGGAAAUUGCCUCGAAAAAAAUAAGGAGAAAACACCGUGGAAGGUCUACCUCCGUGAAGGCCUCGUCAUGCUUUUGAGUUCUUUGAACCACAUUGUCUGCACUCCAGGCUCGGGUGAAAUCCUCGAGUUGGAUCUCAAAGAGAACAAUAUGCCGGGACUUCCUCUUUCUGCACCUUUACUCUCGUCCUCGAAUUCUGGCUUCCAGUCAUGCAGUUUUGACCAACUCUCUCCCUCCGGGCCUUUCCUUAUUUCAUCUCCUUCAGAGCCUUUGCCGAUUGCGCCUCCCUCUGAGCCAGUACUUUAUAGGUCUAAUUCAGAACCAGAACCUGUGCUCUACAGAUCAAAUUCGGAAUCAUUGCUUUACAAAUCGAAUGCAGAACCUGUGCUAUUUACAUCAAAUGCUGAGCCAGUUCUUUUCACGACUAACUCAGAACCUUUGGUCUUUACACCAAAUACAGUGCCUCAGGCGUUCAGUCCAAGUCCAAACUCUUUGGCCUACACGCCACUUUCAGAGCCUUUGAGUUUUCCCUCAAAUUCUGUUCCUCUGGAUUUCAAUCAAAGUCCAGAGCCCUCGGCUUUUACAUCAAAUUCAGAGUCUUACACAUAUACAACAGAUUCACUACCUUCAGAUUUUACACCAACCUCAGAACCUCCGGCUUUUCCUCCAAAGACAGAGCUUGUGUCUUUCACACAGAUAGCAGAGUCCUUGCCGCCUCCCGUCUCAAAUCCCGAGAAGGUGGCCAAAGCUCCAACUAAGAGCUGCAAAAAAGUUUCAGAUUGUGUACUGGUAGAUAGAAUGCGCACCAUUGUCCACCAAGAUUGUCGUAUAGGGAAAGAGCUUUUUACGACAGGUAUCGAACUUGCAGACCGGUACAAUUCUUGCUACAACCACGAGACUAUCCAUGUCCGAAGGGUUUUUGAAGCCAUGAAAACGCUGGGGUUUUCAGCAAGCAAGGAUACUAUGCAGGUUCAAGUGCAAUCAGUGAGGAGGAAGGUGAAGCUAAUUUACGGAUUAGCGUUCAAGUAGACGGAGGACUAGUGAUGAUUCAUUUUCUUAAUAAAGAAUAGCUGUCUUUCAGAACGCAGGGUGUUGCCCGCCAGGAAAAGUGCUUGAGUGCUGCUCUAUCAAGGUGGAAUGGGAAAUAUUUCUUAGUGGUGGUGGGAUCACCACAUUUGGGAGGACCCUGGGCUUGAGUUAUUUUAACGAUCGACAAUAGUGAACAACCUACAGAACUGAACUACAGAGAGCUUGACAUUGACAUCUGCGUUUGGUUUCUCGGCUAUAUUACUUGAUGCCCUCAUCACUGCACG
Marchantia polymorpha subsp. ruderalis is the source of this 2171-nucleotide messenger RNA. NCBI's taxonomy places the organism in Eukaryota, Viridiplantae, Streptophyta, Marchantiopsida, Marchantiales, Marchantiaceae. The record is from the annotation of a GenBank genome assembly.